AUGGAUUACACAACCCUAGACCUCACCCUUGUCUCCGCAAAGGGACUAACCAAGGCCGGCAAAUUGAGUGUUUACGCCGUUGCAUCCAUCUCCGACUCUCGCACAGUGUUCAGCAAGGUUCAAAAGUUCAAAACCCCGUUUCACAAAGAUGGUGGUUUGGACCCCACGUGGAAUUUCCCCAUGAAGUUCACCCUUAACAAAGCCGCGGGCCCCACGACGCUCGUCGUAAAGAUCAAGGGUGCCAGAAUGUUGGUUGAUAAGAAUUUGGGUGAAGUUCGUGUUCCUAUCAAAGAGCUUCUUGUAGGCGAAGGGAAAACGAUGCAGAUUGUGAGUUAUCAUAUGAUAGGACGGGAUGGUGAAGUGAAAGGUGUUGUAAGUUUUUCCUAUAAAUUUGGGGAAAAAACUUUCGGUGGUUAUUCGAGUGGAAAGGGUGUUAGAUCCGGGUAUCAACCGCAGGCAGUGCAGGGAGCGGGUGGACAUUCUAGCAGUGAUGUUGCUAACAGCGCUGGCUGCGGUGGUGUGAGACGUGCAAAGUCUUUUCCCACGUUCUCCAAGCGUGUCUUUAGAAGUCGCGUCCUUGCACCUUUAGUUCGUUGA
This is a messenger RNA of Helianthus annuus (common sunflower), 597 nucleotides long. Its product is annotated as protein SRC2. Gene Ontology annotation, biological process: defense response. NCBI's taxonomy places the organism in Eukaryota, Viridiplantae, Streptophyta, Magnoliopsida, Asterales, Asteraceae. The coding region runs from base 1 to 597 and encodes 198 amino acids. The transcript has a single exon. The record is from RefSeq and is a predicted model, not a curated record.